GUUGAACAAUUUUUUCUCGAAAGAUUCACCGAAAGACUACAAUAUAUGAACUUUUCUAAGGCGUCAGUUUGGUAUGAUGAAAACAGCAGAUUCGCUCUUGAAAUUAUCGGGGAAAAACAUCUCUCUUGAUAUGAUAAUGAAUGAGCAAAGAAUCAACUUGAAGAACAUAUAAACUAUGUCAAUUCUACAGACUCUACCCUUUAUUUUAGUGUAGAGUCUUCUUGUUUAACUAUGCUAUCAACUACAUACUUGCAUGAUCCUGUGCUCGAAGAGAAAGCAAUGCCACCUCACAACAACAUAAAGCUAAUUCCAAAAUUCAUUCCAAGCAUCAACUCGAUCAAAAGAACUCUCAAUCGUAAAGCAAGAUGAGUGGAAAUCCUCCUUGACCACGACCCAGAUUUCUUCACUAACUCCAUUUUAAAAGAUCUGAGCUCAUAAAACCCUCUUUUCAAUACGUUCUCCCUCAAAA
Messenger RNA from Moneuplotes crassus, 469 nucleotides. The record is from the annotation of a GenBank genome assembly. Lineage: Eukaryota; Ciliophora; Spirotrichea; Euplotida; Euplotidae.